Molecule: messenger RNA, 2262 nt
Organism: Perca fluviatilis (European perch)
Lineage: Eukaryota; Metazoa; Chordata; Actinopteri; Perciformes; Percidae
Product: leucine-rich repeat-containing protein 74A
Exons: 13
Coding region: 280-2214 (644 amino acids)
Molecular function (GO): protein binding; calcium ion binding
Source: RefSeq, a predicted model, not a curated record
UCACACUGUCAGCUGUAGGCCUACUUACAGCUUUGCUUGGAGUUACUAAAAAAACACAGCAUUGUAACCACACUAAGGCAUUAAUUGUUGAUGUCACUACUCAGGAAACGUUAUCUGAGGGUUAGAAUUACCUGCUGGACAGCACAGACCUAUUUCAUUUCACAGUGCCAGCCCAUACAGAACACACAGGAAUAAAUGAACAAAUAACCCGAAGACUGCAUUCUCUUUGUGUCUGGGAAAUGGUUUCAAACAGGACAUAGAUUCUGACAGCUUACAGCAAUGUCGACGCUGUCUUUUGAGUCCCUCUGCUUAAAAGAUGAUGAUUGUCCAUCCCCAACUCUACCCCAGGGCCUGGAGGAUGAGUUUGACACAGACUUAGAGUUGGAUGAAAAAGAGGAGAGCAACAAGGAGAUGUCUAUAUCUGAAGUGUACCUCCAGGCCUGCAAGCUGGUGGGUGUGGUGCCAGUCUCCUACUUUAUACGAAACCUUGACUCUACAAUCAUAUCCCUCAGCCACCAUGGGCUAGGACCUUUGGGGUGCAAGGCACUUGCUAUUGCUUUGGUGACUGAUAUGCAUAUCAACACUCUGGAGCUGGCAGACAAUCACAUUCAAGCUGAGGGAGCCAAAUACCUUGUGGAGAUGCUGAGGGCUAAUUUCACCUUGCAGCACCUGGAUUUGUCCAACAACCAUCUGCAGUCUGCAGGGGCUGAGUAUGUGGCUAAAGUGUUGCUGGACAACAUUUCAUUGAAAUCUAUGAAACUUUCAGGAAAUAGAUUUACUGAUGAUGAUGCAAAAUAUUUUGCAGAUGCCUUGUCAACCAAUUCCAGAAUAAAGGAACUAGACCUGAGCCAUAAUGAGUUUUGUGGAAAAGGAGGGGAACAUUUGGGACAACUGUUGGCAAACAACGAGGGUCUUGAGGUGUUGGAUCUUAGCUGGAACCAUCUUAGAAUGAAAGGGGCUGUGGCUAUUUGUGCUGGACUCAAGGUGAAUAUAAUGUUAAAACACCUUGACUUAUCGUGGAACGGUUUUGGGAAUGAGGGCGCCCUGGCUAUGGGAGAGGCCCUAAAAUUCAACAACACUCUGGUGCACCUCAACCUCAACAACAACCGCCUCACCAAUGAGGGUGUCGGCAUGCUGUGCCGGGGUCUUGAGUUUAAUGACACACUCCGAGUUCUACUGCUGGCUUACAACUCUUUAACAGUAGAGGGGGCACUGGCCCUGGUUAAUGUGGUGAAGAACACACCUAGAACUGCCUUAGAAGAGAUCAACAUAUGUAAUGUGCUAGUAAAUGAGACCUUUGUGCAUCUGUUGGAGGGGACCUGUCAGGAGCAUCCUGGUUUGGAUGUACAGUUCGGAGGAGUUGGAGGCUUCAUCGCUAAGAAGCAACCAAAACGUGUUGAUCCAAUGAAAGUCAUCCAGGAUUAUUUAGAUCAACGCAAGCUACGCCUGUGGGAUUUCUUUCGGAAUAUUGACAAAGAUGGCACCAUGCGAGUCCCUGUUGCUGACUUCAGGAAGGCGGUGCAGCAAUCAAGUAUUCCUUUGGAUCGAUACCAGAUUGAGGAGCUGGUUCAGAGACUUGAUCGUGACAGGACAGGAAUGGUAGACUACAGGGGACUGGCAGAUACAAGGAAACAGAUGAUGAGGGAUCACCGCCGCCAGCUGAGAAAGGUUGAGUCCCGUCAGAAGAAAGAAAAGCAGAAGAGCGACCGCAUCCUCAAAACCUUCCAGAGCGCUGUGGAGGCUGUAACACCACGCAGCUCGAUGGUCAUGUCUCCAGGAGGUGCCAAAGAGGAUUCAAGUGGCCCUCAGCACUUCUCUGCCACCCCUCUAAGUUCUUGGCACCACAUUGUCAUGUCCAACAGCAGUCGAUAUUCUGUCACUAAUCUGAGCAGUGAGCAUGUCCACCUGCCCAUGUUAGGAGGCAUAACGCCUUACCGUCCCACCAGUUCUCCAGCUAUGCGCUCCUACUCUCAGCCAAACCUGCUGGAUGACUCCCCUCGCUCUGCUCCAGGCCAGUCCAUCUCUGCUCAGGGUAUACGCUCCGAUCCAGAGAUGGUCCACAGCAAGCUAAGCCCUACUGCUAACCACCUGACCAGGUCCAGGCCUGCUCUUGAUGCCAAGCAGCCAGUGGUUAAAGCCAAAACCAAGAAAGUAAAGAAAAAGAAAACCAUGAAACGUCUGGAUAAAGACUCAAAGAAUCAAAGUGUCAAGUGAUUGUUAAACUUUAAAUGUUGUGAUUAUUUCUGCCUGACUGUUUGCUAC